Messenger RNA from Prosopis cineraria, 2543 nucleotides. RefSeq lists its product as uncharacterized. The record is from RefSeq and is a predicted model, not a curated record. Gene Ontology annotation, biological process: mRNA processing. Gene Ontology annotation, molecular function: RNA binding. Bases 281 to 2125 code for a protein of 614 amino acids. Lineage: Eukaryota; Viridiplantae; Streptophyta; Magnoliopsida; Fabales; Fabaceae. The transcript is spliced from 14 exons. Gene Ontology annotation, cellular component: nucleus.
UACGAGAACAUGAUAUUUAUUUGCCUCAAUAUCUUGUUUCGGGGGUUCGAUAAUUGGAUCGGAUCCACUGCGUGGGAUAAUUCUAUCUCGUUAGUUGAGGGAAAAAAGAACCGAAGCUGGUAUACAAGUAUCGAGAUAACCUGCUUCGGCUGAAAAUUCUAUUCUUUCAAGGUGGUUUUUCCAUGUUUAGUUUAAAAGGUUCAGCCUUGAACCCUAACAAUCCAUUUUAUGCUUCAGACAGUCCGGCAAUUCCUAGUCCAAGCUGCUGGACAAGAGAGUUAUGAUGGAUUUUGAUGAAUACGAGUACUUAGAGAAGACAGUUGAAAAUCCUGAGCUUCAGAGGAAGGAGAAAACCAAUGGUAGUGAUGGAACUCUAAAAGCUGAACAGAGAGACCAUAGUCGGAGUUCAAAGCAUAAAGCUAGUGAGAAGCAUCAUGAUGUUGAUCGUCAUUCCAAGAAAUUAAAAUUUGGAGAUGAUUCUCAUGGUUAUGACAAUCACAAAGAAAGAGGGUCAUCUCGGCAUCGUUCACCAUCCAGAGAUGGAGAUAAGGAGAAAGAUCAGCACAGAAGCUUCCGUGACAAUAGGGAUAGGGUGAGAGAUCAUGAGAGAGACAAGGAGGAGAAGUAUAGUAGAGAGAGGGAUAGACACCAAGAACAUGCCCGUGAACGAGAAAGAGACAAAAGAGACUGGGGGAGUGAGAUUGAAAGAGAAAGGGAGAGGGACCACUCACGGCGAAGCAGAAGUAUAUCUGAAAGGCAUCGGAGUGAUCUGGAUGAAAGAUAUAGUGAGAGGAGUCGUGACAGAGACAGAGAAAGAAGCCAGGACAAGGAUCACAGAGACAGAGAAAGGGAGAGAGAAUCAAAGGAGCGAGACAGGGAUAGCAGACGACAAAAAGAGAAGAAGGAAGAAGUGGCAGAACCUGAGGCUGACCCUGAACGGGAUCAGAGGACUGUGUUUGCUUAUCAGAUAUCUCUGAAAGCAGAUGAAAGAGAUGUAUAUGAGUUCUUCUCAAGGGCUGGCAAGGUGCGAGAUGUUCGCCUGAUAAUGGACCGCAUUUCCCGUCGAUCUAAGGGUGUUGGGUAUAUUGAAUUCUAUGAUGUCAUGUCUGUUCCCAUGGCAAUAGCACUUUCUGGACAGCCACUUCUUGGCCAACCAGUGAUGGUGAAGCCAUCAGAAGCGGAAAAGAAUUUGGUUCAGUCCGCUACAUCUAUAUCUAGCGGAUCCACUGGACUUCUUGGCCCUUAUUCUGGGGGAGUGAGAAGGCUCUAUGUUGGCAAUUUGCAUUUCAGUAUUACUGAAGCUGAUCUGCGUAGGGUUUUUGAAGCAUUCGGUCAGGUUGAGCUAGUCCAGCUGCCUCUUGAUGAAGCUGGGCACUGCAAAGGUUUUGGCUUUGUGCAGUUUGCAUGCCUUGAAGACGCAAGAAAUGCCCAGAGCUUAAAUGGACAACUGGAAAUUGGUGGCAGGACAAUUAAGGUAUCCGCAGUUAUUGAUCAAACUGGAAUGCAAGAAGUUGAAGGAAAUACUGGUGAUUUGGAUGAUGAUGACAACGAUGGUGGUGGCUUGUCCCUAAACGCAUGUUCUCGAGCAUUACUCAUGCAGAAGUUGGAUCGUAGUGGCACUGGAUCAGGUAUUGCUGGUUCCCUGGGUAAUUCUGUUGCCAACAACAUAGGGCUUAAACUACCAGCUACAGCACAAGUGGGAGCUUCGUCUGCGGGUUCUCUACUGGUUUCUCCAAUUGCUUCGGUUCCUUCAGCAGUUGGGUUGCCAAGUGGAAGUCUACAAAUUCCUGCUGCUGCUGCUACAAUUCCUACUAUUGAUACAAUUGGCGUUCCAAGUGGAUGCUUAUUGUUAAAGAAUAUGUUCGAUCCCAAAGAUGAGAAGGAACCAGAUUUUGAUUUGGAUAUUAAAGAAGAUGUUGAAGCGGAAUGCUCUAAGUUUGGAAAGUUAAAACACGUAUAUGUUGACAAGAACAGUGCUGGCUUUGUCUACUUGAAAUUUGAAAAUACUCAAGCUGCGAUACUUGCACAGCGGUCACUGCAUGGGAGGUGGUUUGCUGGGAAGAUGAUCACUGCUAGCUUCAUGGUGCCUCAGGUAUAUGAGGAUAAAUUCCAAGACAGCAGAUAGGAUAAUUAAAAAUGGAGAAGGAAGUCAAGAUGUUUGUUGGAUAUUUCUUUUCGUUGAAAGAGCAGGCCUAGUAAUGGUUACGAGUGGGAAAUCUUUUGGGGCAGUAUUCAUCCUCUAGAUUAUACCAUUCAUGGGUUCCUUAGAGACAAGGUUUACCACUUUACCCAGGUCAUGUCCAAAUCCACAUCAUGGAACUUUCAUUUGCCGUUUGUUGAGUAAAAGGUGCUGUUUCUAGGAUCAGCAGUUAUUUCAGUAAGCUAUUUUUGAGAUGUAGCUUGAGCGAGUUUGAAAUCCUAUUCCUUUGACUCUUCUUGGUUGGUUUUGUUUUUGUCUGAAUACUUGUGACGCUUUGCAACAUUCAUGCACCAAACUUCAGCACAUGGCCAUCUCAUGAAAGUUUUGAUGUGUAAGUUUCUCA